This is a messenger RNA of Trifolium pratense (red clover), 1718 nucleotides long. RefSeq names its product maspardin. The transcript is spliced from 8 exons. The record is from RefSeq and is a predicted model, not a curated record. Lineage: Eukaryota; Viridiplantae; Streptophyta; Magnoliopsida; Fabales; Fabaceae. The coding region runs from base 343 to 1578 and encodes 411 amino acids.
AAAAGAAAAAGGAAAAAAAAAAUGAAUGCAAAAAAAGUAGUUUAAUUUGUCUGUAAGUGGUGUAAAUUGUAAUAACAGUAAAGAACAGCAAUUAAUUUAAUUUAAUUUAAUUUUUCAUUUCAAGAGGUAAUUGAAUUGAAUUUGAUUGGAUCAGAUGAUAUGGUAUGUCUCCGUGCAAAAACAAUCAUAAUAUUAAUGCAAAGUACUAAUCAUCAUCUUGGUGUUUCUGUUUCUGUUUCUGUGUGCUGAAUUAAUCGCUUAUCAACAAUUGAAAAGGAUCGGUGAAAGGAGAAAAAUCAAAAUCAAAAUCAAAAUCAAAAUCAAAAUCAAAGUAGCUUAGCGAUGAAAGGCGUCUUUUCGGCGCCUGGUGAUUACGUUCAUUUCAAGUCCCAAGUUCCUCUUCACAAAAUCCCUAUUGGAACUAAGCAAUGGCGUUAUUAUGAUUUCGGUCCAAAAGCUGUACCUCCACUUAUAUGUCUUCCUGGAACUGCUGGAACUGCUGAUGUAUACUACAAACAGAUUAUGUCAUUAUCUAUGAAGGGCUACCGUGUCAUAUCUGUAGAUAUACCUCGUGUAUGGCAUCACAACGAUUGGAUUCAAGCAUUUGAAAAGUUCUUGGAUGCUAUUGAUGUACACCAUAUACAUCUUUAUGGAACAUCACUUGGUGGCUUCCUAGCACAACUCUUUGCUCAGCAUCGUCCAAGACGAGUUAGGUCAUUGGUUUUAUCAAAUUCAUUUUUGGAGACACGGAGUUUCUCUGCUGCAAUGCCAUGGGCACCAAUUGUUAGUUGGACUCCUUCUUUUUUGUUGAAGCGGUAUGUCUUAACAGGAAUUCGUGAUGGUCCCCAUGAACCAUUUAUUGCGGAUUCAGUUGACUUUGUUGUUUCUCAGGUGGAAACCCUCUCUAGAGAAGACUUGGCUUCCAGAAUGUCACUGACAACAGAGGAUGCUUCAGUGGGACCCCUUCUUCUUUCAGAUUCAUUUAUCACUAUAAUGGAUACUAAUGACUACUGCGCAAUCCCUCAACAACUUAAAGAACAAUUGAGUGAAAGAUAUCCUGAGGCAAGGCGCGCGUCUUUGAAAACAGGUGGAGAUUUUCCUUUCCUUUCGCGACCAGAUGAAGUCAACUUACAUCUUCAGUUGCACCUUAGACGGGUUGGUGUGGAGGCUCGGCCGGAUUUGGUUCCCAGUAUUCCUAAAGGUGAUAUUGGAGGAAGUCCUAGUAAAGAGAAUGAUGGUGAUGACUCUGACAAGUCACCUAAGGAUGACACGGAUAAGGAUGACAGGAGAGGAUCAGAACCAUCUACUGAAAGUGAGAUCAAUCCUGCCCCGGAAAGCUCCGGAUCCCAUAUUUUGGACAACCAGCCAGUUGAAAGUUCAGAAUGUUGCCUCUUGAAUCAUGAAAUCACCUUGAAUGUCGUACCUAGUGGAUUCGUUCAGGAAAAGUGCGUUGUGCCUCAAGAAAUACCUGUACAAUUUGUGUGGGAAUAUGUUGUUCUAUUUCAUGUUCUUCACAACAUCAGUUCACUGUACAUUAUUAUCUUGAACUAUUCUUUUGAAUUUAGGCAAGUUGUGUAAGAUGGAAAUCUUUUGGAUAUAGUGUAUUGUGAAAACCGAGUGUGUGAAAGAAAGUUGCUAAGGUUGACCUUAUAGUGAACUGGAUUUCUGAAAUUCUUUGGUUAAGUUAAUUAUUUGAAAUAUGAAGGUUGGAUGUGAAA